Hydatigera taeniaeformis is the source of this 1062-nucleotide messenger RNA. The record is from the annotation of a GenBank genome assembly. Lineage: Eukaryota; Metazoa; Platyhelminthes; Cestoda; Cyclophyllidea; Taeniidae.
UAUGGUCACUAUCUGCAAUGCUCUUCUAAUUCCCUUAAGCGGUAUCCAUCUCUUGGCGAGACUCUGGCGCACAAUAUCGUUCUCAGACGUCAAAAUGUUUCAUUAAAACGUCUCAGCGAUAUUUGGAAUUUGACGGCGGUUCAAAAGGUACUGCUUUCAGGCUGUGGUACCGUUGUUGAUGACAGUAUCGUGGAUGAGCAAGAAAUAAAUGAGCAUAACCAUCGAUCCUUCUCAGUGCCGCGAUGCACAUCAUCUAUUCCAGUGAGCACACACCUCCCAUCAGCACCUCCAUUACCGCCUUUGCCACCAGCAGACUACAAUGUUGGGGAACUCUUCCGGGUCCUCAAUGAUAUGGGGUUGGUUGCAAGGUGGACAAAGUAUGUCAAUGACCCGGAUAUCCUCACCACCGGUGAUGUCUUGCCCUCCAACACCUAUCGACUGGCCACAUGGAACCUGGAUCGUUUCACCUUGGCAAAGGCCAAACACUCCGGAUUUCGAGAAGCCAUUUGUUUGACCAUUCUUUCCAAUCAAUUUGAUCUCGUCGCCUUUCAGGAAGUCGUUGAACCAGAUGCCGUUCAGUUGUUGGUGGACGAGUUGAAUACGCCUGUGCUGCCUAUGGUAAAGCGAUGGAUUUCAGCGAAUCAAACCAAAUAUGGCUCCUACACAGCGUUUUCAUCAAGUGACAAAACAGGACGAACAUUUCAGGCUGUGGAGUAUUCUUCAAUUCUUUAUCGUUCCGAUCGUUUACAAGCUAUCUCCUCGCGUCUUCUCCCUGCCAAUGGAAGAUUCUCUCGCAUGCCUUUUAUGAGCAAGUUUAAGCUGAGAUCAAGCAUCCUUAUGCUCACCUCAGUUCAUCUUCGAGCUCCGGGCUUGGAUGACACGCACUUAGCGAAGAAUGCCGAGGAGGUCGCCUCUCUUGCUGACUUUGUCGACGCGAUGAAAGACACUCUUUCGGACAAAAUCUACUAUGUCAUAUUGGGCGAUUUUAACAUGGAUCCUGGCAACAAGGGGGGAAAAAGACGAGUAUCCCUUCAUUGGUGGUCUCUCCGUCACUUUGUGUAA